AUGGGCCAAUACGCACAUGGGAAUGAACCAGUGCACCACGUCACGUCGAUGUAUGCGCUUGGAGGAGCUAAAAAGGAAGGCGAAGAGAUUAUCCAUCGAGUGAUGGACGAGUUGUAUAAUUCUGGGCCAAGUGGGUAUUGCGGGGAUGAAGAUAAUGGGCAGAUGGCUGCGUGGUAUAUCUGGAAUAGUAUUGGAAUGUAUUCGAUGACGCCAGGGACUGGGGAAUAUGUAUUUGGGAGUCCAAAUGUGGACUCUGCCUUUAUAAAAAUACAAGGGAAAACGUGUGAGAUACAAGUGAAGAAGGUUAAGAGUAAUAAGGUGAAAGAAGAGAAGUAUAAGUACAUUGAUAAGAUCUUUGUAAAUGGGAACAGGUGGACGAAAUUGUUUAUCACACACGAUAUCAUGGCAGAAGGAGCAAAAAUAGAGUUUGUUAUGAGUAAUGAACCAAAGGAAAGAAAACUGAUCGACUCGGACUAUCCAACAACGUUAACUUCAAUGAUAGAUGAGAGGGGAUGGUUUAAGAGUGUGGAUAAAUUGAAGUUAGUAGCAUGA
This is a messenger RNA of Entamoeba invadens IP1, 552 nucleotides long. RefSeq lists its product as hypothetical. Lineage: Eukaryota; Evosea; Mastigamoebida; Endamoebidae. The transcript has a single exon. Gene Ontology annotation, biological process: glycoprotein catabolic process; protein deglycosylation; protein quality control for misfolded or incompletely synthesized proteins. Gene Ontology annotation, cellular component: nucleus; cytosol. Bases 1 to 552 code for a protein of 183 amino acids. The record is from RefSeq and is a predicted model, not a curated record. Gene Ontology annotation, molecular function: peptide-N4-(N-acetyl-beta-glucosaminyl)asparagine amidase activity.